GAACACAAAGAAGACUGAGAGAAACAGAUCAAACCAGGGCCUUCAGAUGAUGCUUGUGAGAGCGUUCUGACUAACACUUAUCUCUUGAUGCCCAGUGAUGGGAAACCAAAGCAGCAGAAUCAGUGACCUGCUCUUACGAGCCCUCGACAACCUUUCUCAGGAAGACUUGAAAAGAUUUAAAGACAAACUAUCACACUCUGACUUUAAGGGGAAAGGUAACAUCCCCCGAGGUCGGCUGGAGAAUGCCGACAGGAUAGAUACGAAGAACCUCCUGAUGGAAUUCUAUAGUGGAGAUGCUGUGGUAGAUGUAACCAUAGAUGUUUUCACUCAGAUCGACCUCCGAGAGUCUGCUGCAAAACUCAGAGAAGAAAGAGAGAAAGAGUUUCAUCAGAGUCAAAACCCAUCAGAGUUGUCAGCAAAAGGUUACAGGAAGAAGUAUAAAGAAGAUAUUAAAAAGAAAUACAAGCUAAUAAAAGACAUGAACAGUCGUUUUGGUGACUAUAUGAUUCUAAACAGAAGAUACACAAACCUGACUAUUAUAGACAGACCUCGUCAGGCAAAGGAGAGAGAACAUGAAAUAAUGGCCAUGGGAUGGAGACAUGCAGAAGUCAUGACUGAACGAGCUAGUUCUGAAGUUACACUGGCCACCCUCUAUAAACCUGAUAAAGAUGGACACACACCACAAGUCGUUGUGCUGCUGGGAGCUGCUGGGAUUGGGAAAACAAUGACUGCAAGAAAGAUCAUGUACGAUUGGGCAGCUGGGGAACUCUAUAAGGAAAAGUUUGAUUAUGUUUUCUACAUAAACUGCAGGGAAAUGAACCUUCUUAAUGAGCAGGGAAGUGUGGCUGACAUGAUUUUUAAAAGUUGGCUUAAUACAAAUGCACCAGUUAAUCACAUUCUGGUGAAUCCAGAAAAACUCUUGUUCAUAAUAGAUGGGUUCGAUGAACUGAGAUUUUCCUUUGAUCAGCCUAAAGAUAAUCUGUGCACUGAUCCCUGGGAAAAGAAGCCAAUGGAAAUCAUCCUGAGCAGUUUAUUUAGGAGAACAGUUGUUCCUGAAUCCUACCUGAUGAUCACUACAAGACCAGCUGCCCUGGAGAAACUCGGGCAAUGUUUGGAAUGCUCACGUUAUGCAGAGAUCCUGGGGUUUUCUGAAGCUGAGAGGGAGGAAUAUUUCCACAAGUUCUUUGGAAAUGAAAACCAAGCAAGACAAGCUUUACAAUUUGUGAAAGCAAAUGAAAUUCUUUUCACCAUGUGCUUUGUCCCCUUCAUAUGUUGGAUCAUCUGCACAGUUCUGAAACAACAGCUUGAAAAAGGAGAAACUCUCACACAAACUUCAAAAACAGUCACUGGAGUGUAUAUGCUCUACCUUUCCAGUUUAGUCAAGCCUCUCAGCAACAAUACGAAGCAACACUUGCAUGGAAAUCUGAGGAGACUUUGUUCCUUGGCUGCUGAUGGAAUCUGGAAGCAAAAGAUACUGUUUGAGGAAGAAGAAAUCAAGAAGUUCGGCUUAGAUCAAGAAAACUCUCUCCCCCUUUUUUUGAAUGAGAAUAUUUUUCAAAAAGAAACUGACUGUGAAUGUCUCUACAGCUUCAUUCACUUAAGCUUUCAGGAGUUUUUUGCAGCUUUGUUAUAUGUCCUGGCGGAAGAUGAAACAACAGAUUCAGGGAUUCCAAAGAAAGAUGUGAAAACUUUGUUAGAAAACUAUGGAAACUCUAAAAAUUAUUUAAUGUUAACAGUGCGAUUCCUGUUUGGGCUCUUAAAUGAAGAAAGAAUGAAGGACCUGCAGGAAAAAUUUGGGUGUAAACUUUCACCUAAAAUUAAGGCAGAUUUAUUGAAGUGGGUUCAAGCAAACCAACAAACAGAUUUAAUCUUGCCCUGUGUUCAUGAGGAGAUUUAUCAAAGUUAUCAGCUUGAAUUGUUUCACUGUGUAUAUGAGAUGUAUGAAGAAGAUUUUGCAGUUAAUGCAUUGGAUCACUUCACUGAACUGAAAUUAAAUCAAAAUAAAUUUACCCAGAUGGAUCAAAGGGCUCUCUCAUUCUGUGUAAAGCAUUGUCAUAGUCUGGAGUCACUUUGUAUAUAUGACUGUACAUUUAGUUUAGAAGACCAUGAGGAAAAACUCCCAAGACGACAAAAGUGGCUAUAUCAGAAAAACCAUCAGGAUAAGCCAAAGCAUUCGCCUAUUUACCUGCUCUCUCAAGCAUUGAAGGAUCCAAACUGUAAAUUAAAGAAACUAGAGUUUUGUGAUUGCCAUUUGACAGCUGCUUGCUGUGAGGAUUUCUCCUCUAUUCUUGGUACCAAACAGACCUUGGUUGAGUUGUGCCUGGCAGGAAACAGCCUGGGAGAAUCAGGAGUGAAGCUGCUGUGUGAGGGACUGAAGCAUGCAAACUGCAAACUGCAGAAACUGAGCUUGAAGGCUUGUAAACUCUCAGCUGCUUGUUGUGGGGAGCUCUCUUCUGCUCUCAGCAACAACCAGUUGCUGACAGAUCUGGACCUGAGUGAUAAUCAACUGGGAGCCAUGGGAAUACAGCUGCUGUGUGAAGGACUGAAACAGCCAAACUGCAAACUGCAGAGACUAGUGUUGAGAUUUUGCGGUCUCACAGGCGCUUGCUGUAGGGAUCUCGCCACUGUUCUCAGCACCAGCCAGAGCCUGACAGAGCUGAAUCUCAGUUAUAAUUUUUCUCUGGGAGAUGUUGGAAUUCAGCUGCUGUGUGAGGGACUGAAACAGCCAAACUGCAAAUUACAGAUAUUGGGGCUGGAGGGGUGCAGACUCUCAGCUGUAUGUUGCUGGUUUCUCUCCUCCGCUCUCAGCACCAGCCAGGCCCUGGCAGAGCUGAACCUUUGGGGGACGAAGCUGGGAGAUUCAGGAGUGCAGCUGCUGUGUGAAGGACUGAGACAUCUCAACUGCAAACUGCAGAAAAUACUGCUGGGGAGUUGCAGCCUCACAGCUGCUUGCUGUGGGGAUCUCUCCACUAUUCUCAGCACCAGCCAGAGCCUGACAGUGCUGGAACUGGCGAAUAACAAACUGGGGGAUUCAGGCGUGCAGCUGCUGUGUGAGGGACUGAAACAUCCAGAUUGCAAACUACAGAAACUAGUACUGGGGCAUUGUGAUCUCACAGUUGUUUGUUGUGGAGAUCUGUCCUCUGUUCUUAGCACCAGCCAGACCCUGACAGAGCUCGGCAUAAGGUGGAACAACCUAGGAGAUUCAGGAGUGCAGCUGCUGUGUGAAGGAUUAAAACAUCCAAACUGCAAAUUACAGAUACUGCAACUGAGUGGUUGCCAUUUCACAGCUGCUUGUUGUGGGGAUCUCGCCUCUGCUCUCAGCACCAACCAGACGCUGACAGAGCUGAUCCUGGGAGAAAAAACAAUGGACAAUUCAGGUGUGAAACAGUUGUGUGAAGGACUAAAACACCCAAACUGCAAACUGCAGAAACUGGGCUUGAGCAGUGUCAAUGUAAAUGAAGACACACAGAGAGAGCUAGAUGCUGUGAAAAAGAGGAAACCUGAUAUGAUCAUACGUAUAUGGAAGAAUUGGUGAGCGAGAGCCAUUGCACCGACACCACUCUGGCCUGGCUGUUGGCCUGCUAGCUGGGACAGUGGCUAGGGACAGGACCUGCCUCUUUUAAGGCAUCUCUGCCAUCACCAAGGACUCCGGAUGCACAGUCUCCUGACUGGUGUUAAGAGUGAGAACCUCACACUAUGGGGAAAAUAUGCUCCAGUUUUGUGAGCUUGUUGAACUCACACAUUCAGCCUCCACAGGCACAGGGCUGGAAGAGACUGUCAGGGUUGAGAGAACCAGAGGUUUAUUAUGUGGAGCUGGUUAGGCUGUUAGGUUCAUCCAAUGAUAUCUGCCCACAUCCUCAAGGUUGUAGACCCAUGUUGCUUAUUGAAAGAAAUAUUGUUUGGUAUCAAUUUUAUAAAUUGUAUUAAAACUAAUACGCCAACAAACUGUAUCACCAAAGCGAAGCUACUAAUUGUACUAUGAAACUAAAUGAAGCCUAGAGCAAUGCAACUACCCAAUCAAAAUCAAACCCUGAUUAAAUUAGUCUCAAUGUUGGAUCAAAAUUAUGUCACCAAGUUAGUUACCUCAUCAGAUUAAGAAGAACUGAUUAUUUGUUGUAUUAAUCCUAAAAAGGGAUCUAAGAAGGUGACUGUUUUGGUUAUGAAUCCCAACUAAAAAAUUUUACCCAGUCAAUCAAAUCUAUAACUUGGUGCUGGAUCACUAUCUUAAUACUGUAAGCAGUUUAUUAUCUAAUGUCUAAACCACAAGCUCAGAGAUAUUACAAAGCUUCCUCCUGACAUUUCAGUGUGUGGUGGUGAACACUUUCCUCCCCUCAACCAGAGCUAUUACAGUGCAGGCUUAAAAAAAACAAAACACUGAUAGGCAGAAGUUUGUCAUCACUUAUUUAGCAAUUUACAGUUGACAGCUUUGUUUCUCAGGCCUCAAACACACACAGACAGAACAUACUUCAGCAAAUAUCUUCGAGACUAUUUUAGGGCUACUUCUAUCUGGGGAACUUUCUUUAAGGCACUUUCCUGGUGUGGAUUCUACUGGCGCUCAUAUGCACACGCUGCACGCAUGUACAAAACCAGGCUUUCACACCAUCAGAUUAGAGAAUAAAAAGGGCUGGGACAUCUCCAAGUUAACAAAACCAAGACAAAAAUAGAAAAAAGGGGAAAAGGAGACAUUUAAGAUGAUGGGGGUGGGGGGUGGGAUGGUGAACACUUCAGUGCUCGCAGUUGUCUGGUUUCUCAUCACUUAGGGUAUGUCUUCACUACCCGCCGAAUCGGCAGGUAGUAAUCGAUCUAUCGGGGAUCGAUAUA
Trachemys scripta elegans is the source of this 4821-nucleotide messenger RNA. Its product is annotated as NACHT, LRR and PYD domains-containing protein 3-like. The record is from RefSeq and is a predicted model, not a curated record. Gene Ontology annotation, molecular function: protein binding. Bases 98 to 3535 code for a protein of 1145 amino acids. Gene Ontology annotation, cellular component: cytoplasm. NCBI's taxonomy places the organism in Eukaryota, Metazoa, Chordata, Testudines, Emydidae. The transcript has 13 exons.